This is a messenger RNA of Blumeria graminis f. sp. triticale, 129 nucleotides long. Lineage: Eukaryota; Fungi; Ascomycota; Leotiomycetes; Helotiales; Erysiphaceae. The record is from the annotation of a GenBank genome assembly.
AUGAAUAUCUCCUUAUCAUCAACAAUACUUAAUAAGCCUGAGCCGUACGCACCAGACCGAUCAAAAAGCCAGAGUUCAAAUUCUUCUCGAAACAAGCAAAAUCCAUGCAUGAAUCGUCUCAAAGGUUGA